This is a messenger RNA of Seminavis robusta, 1536 nucleotides long. NCBI's taxonomy places the organism in Eukaryota, Bacillariophyta, Bacillariophyceae, Naviculales, Naviculaceae. The record is from the annotation of a GenBank genome assembly.
AUGAGAUAUCUGCUCAUCGCAUUGUACCUUAGCAGCAUUGUUGCCUUGGUUAGUUCCUUAAAGCAACGGCCCAGGUCCAGCAGGCAAUGGAGACGCAGGGAACGGGGUGCCCAAAAACAACGGCGAAUUCAAGAAGAAACGGAAGUGCCAAUCAUUCGCAAGGGAGGAAAAGGCAGCACAGGCUACGAUGACGAUUGGACAGACAAUCAAGGAGUCGCUGGAACCGAUGAUGGUUGGUUGGAUGAUAAUGUAGUCAUCAACAACGCCCAAGCCACUACAGAACCCAAGAAGGCCAUGGAGAAGAAGAGUCAGUAUGAUGAUGAUGAUGCAUCCCCAGAGGACGAUGACGAAGAAGAUGAUGACAAUGUCAUCGAAAAUGCACAGGGAACAGGAACACCGACCAUCAUUUCAAAUGCAGCAGAAACCCCGUCGCCCACAGUCGUAAUGCCUGAGGAAACUGAUGAACCCACUAUCCAGCAGGUCGAAGAAACCGAUAGUCCCACAGAAUCACCAACUCUGGAAAGCACAGAACAAGGCACCACCGAUACCCCAACUAUCCCGCCUUCCAUUGCUGCAGUCACAGAUCUACCCACUGCUAAUCCAACAACGGAAUCUCCCACUGAGUCUCCCACCGCUGAGGUAACCACGGAAUCUCCCACAGUUGAGGAAACCACUGAGUCUCCCACCCCUGAGGAAACAACCGAAGUCCCCACUGCAACUCCUACCCAGACUGAGACGGCAACGCCCACCAGCCCACCUCAAACUGAUGGAAGUGAGACUGGUGGAACUGACACGGAAGCCCCAUCUACCCAAAGUAUUAUCCCGGCGCCUACUCUAGACACUGUAACAGACUUUCCCACGGGACAGCAGGAACAAGGAAAUGCAUCCAGUCCUACCACGCUAUCCGGUGAUGGAACAGUUGGUGGUGAUGGUGGUGCCAUCUUUGAUGGCGAAGACUUUUACGGACGGCUCUUGGUGCCGUUUGCUGUGUCGAUAGAAGGCGAUCCCGUGACCAACGAUCUAGGCAUCACUUCUUGCCUACUCACUGACAUGCAACGGAACAUGUCCAACCUGAUCAACCUGGACAUUUCCAACUUUACCAUUGUACACUUUGAUGACGAAGAUGGGGAUGGCUACAACCGCUAUGAUCUAUACUUUAAUGGCUCGGGAUGGCUCAUUGGGGCACCGGUCUACUCACAAGAGUACUUUCAAAGUGUUCAGCUCAACAUUCUGGGUGACGGAGUUGCCUUUUACCAGGACUGUCUGGAUUCCCGAUUCCAAGGCUCGGAUAAGAGCUUUACAGCCUCGGCCCUGCUACAUGACCUCGCGCCACCGUCGGAUGAUGCCGACCCCAAUGCUGCCGAAUCCGAGGCCAAGAGCCCCGAAGACGAAACCAAACUGCGAACCAACCUCGUCAUUGGAUUGACUGUGGCUGCCGUGGUGGUGGCACUCUUGGGAAUUGUGUUUGCAUCCAGAGUGAUACGAGGCAACGAGGACGGAGCACCACUGCUGGAUGCCGCCGAUACGGAUAAAUGA